Sphaerodactylus townsendi is the source of this 2933-nucleotide messenger RNA. RefSeq names its product protein tyrosine phosphatase non-receptor type 22 (gene PTPN22). Bases 62 to 2344 code for a protein of 760 amino acids. Gene Ontology annotation, cellular component: cytoplasm; nucleus. Gene Ontology annotation, molecular function: non-membrane spanning protein tyrosine phosphatase activity. The record is from RefSeq and is a predicted model, not a curated record. Gene Ontology annotation, biological process: positive regulation of toll-like receptor 9 signaling pathway; peptidyl-tyrosine dephosphorylation; T cell differentiation. Lineage: Eukaryota; Metazoa; Chordata; Lepidosauria; Squamata; Sphaerodactylidae. The transcript is spliced from 21 exons.
AGCAUAUGUUUGUCAUGUCCAUCUUCAUCUCUGGCAGUUCAGCCUCUCACAGUUUUACAGCAUGGAUCAAAGAGAAAUUCUCAUGCAAAACCUGGAAAGAGUCAAGAGCCAAAAACUCAACAGAGAGGAAUUUUCAAAUGAAUUUUUGAAACUGAAAAGGCAAUCAGCAGCCUACAGAGCAGACAAAAUCUACCCAACAGUGACAGCAGAGAGGCCAGAAAACAUCACCAAGAACCGCUACAAAGAUAUCUUGCCAUAUGACCACAGCCGAGUGAAGCUGUCUCUGAUCACUUCUGAUAAAGACUCCAAUUACAUCAAUGCAAAUUUUAUUCAGGGUGUAUAUGAGCCACGGACCUAUAUAGCUACCCAGGGUCCACUUUCCCCAACUGUUCUCGACUUCUGGCGAAUGAUUUGGGAAUAUAAAAUACAGGUUGUGAUAAUGGCGUGCAUGGAAUUUGAAAUGGGGAAGAAAAAAUGUGAGAAAUACUGGGUGGAGGUGGAUGAGACCCCUAUCCAUUGGGGCCCAUUCACUGUUUCCUGUGAGGCUGAAGAAAAGAAGAACGAAUAUACAAUUCGCACUCUGAAAGUGAACCUGAAUGAUAAUGAAAUCAGAACUGUCUACCACUUUCAUUACAGAAAUUGGCCAGACCAUGAUAUACCCUCCUCUAUUGAUCCCAUUUUACAGCUCAUACAGGAGAUUCAUUCCUACCACGCAAACACUAGUGACGCACCUAUCUGUAUACAUUGCAGUGCUGGAUGUGGAAGAACAGGAGUCAUUUGUGCUGUUGAUUAUACUUGGACCUUGGUAAAAGAUGGGAUUCUCCCAAUGAACUUCAGCAUUUUUAACCUGAUUCAAGAAAUGCGUACCCAGAGGCCUUUAAUAGUGCAAACUCAGGAGCAAUAUAGGUUGGUUUAUGAUGCUGUGCUUGAGCUCUUUAAAAGGCAGCUGGAAACUUUCUCUAAUCCUUCUGGUACCAUAUCUGUGGAGACUCAAGCAAGCCAUCCAACAGCCAGGACACUCAUUUCUCAUACAGAAACUUCUUUACAGAAACCACAGAGCAGUUCAGUGCAAGAGGAACAGGAGAAAGCUCGAUGUUACAGUCAUGACAUCUGGGGCUUAAACAUCCACAGCAGACUCAGGGGUGGUGCCUCUCCAUCAGUCAGACAAGCCCUUUCAAUUGAAGCCUUGAACUUCAGUGGCAGCAGAAACAUGACUAUGACAACAGAAUAUAAUUCUUCAUUGGCAAGACAGCCACUCCAUAAACAUCAUAGUUUGGACUUCAACAGUAUUUUUUGGGAAGAGUUGCCUCUCGCUUUGAGACCAGCCUGUGAAAAUGGGUUAAGCUUAGAUCCAAAGGCAUCUCUGUCACGGACUAAAUCAACUUCUUUUGAGAGAACAUCCCAAGCACUAACCAGAAAGGACUCAGGCUCCCCUUUUGGCCUCAAGCUUCAUGUUGACAGAACCUUUUCCAAUAAACUAUCAAACCAAACCCAGCAUUAUAUGCAUAGGAACUUGCACCACCAGACCACUACUUGGUCAACUGAGGAUCCGUACUUUUCUUCGCUCUCUUUGGAUGAUCCAUGCUCCCCAACACCUGCUGAACUUACUGUGAAUUUGCAUGAAACCAUUAUCCAUGUUUCUCCUCCUGAGGACUCCACAGUACACCCCUCUGACAGCACAAGGCCUAGAUCACAGCAGGGUGGUCCUCAGGCCCAGAAUAACCACCUAUUAGAUACAGUGGAAUCAGCCUGCCAGGGAUCUCCCAUAUUGGAUGCAGACAUUCCUCCCCCACUGCCUGAGAGAACCCCUGAGUCUUUUAUUAUACCUGAAGAAACAGAUGACUUUUCAUUGGCUGCUUCAACCCACCAAUCACUUUCCAAGAAUGAAAAAACUGUAAGAUCUGAGGACUGGAAUGGAAUGCUUCAGAUGAAAUUAUCUGAUGACUUUGUGAGAUUGAGGCCAAGCAAGGGUAUGAAGCUACAGAGACCCAGAUCAGAAGAUUAUCGGGAUUGCUCUUCUUCCCCUCCCCCGUUGCCUGAAAGGACCCCUGAAUCCUUUAUUCUUCCUGAUGAGGAAUGUUUACCAUCUGCUUGGAACAAUGUUGUGAGCCCUGGAGACUCUGAGAUUAAAGCAAUUGACAAAUCAAAGGAAGCAAAAUGCUUCAAGAGGAGUAAGAGCUUGAAAAUCUUACGCAGUGUGAAAAAUAGCAUCUGUAGUCCAUCUUCACUAGUGAAACCACCAGAGCCAGACCAGUCCAAUCACUCCAUCUUAAGCUUUGGCUUUGCAAACCGAUUUUCAAAACCCAAAGGACCAAGAGAUCCACCACCAAACUGGAAUAUUUAGUAGAUUUUCUAAGAUGCAUCCCACCCCUUGCAGACCUGCCUUGUUCAUCUACCUUCACAAUGAGAUCAUCAUUUCAACCAAAGGGCUUCUGUUGAACUGAAAGAGAUGGAAAAUAAAAUAUGGAUUCUUUGUCAUCUGAAUACAAUACAACUUCUUCUGUCAACUGACAUGGAUGGCAACUAGCAUAAAUGGAAACCAAAUGCUUUGUGAGUGCUUGGCUUCUGUUCAUAUUUCAGUGAAGCAAAGGUGGAUUGUUUCUUCAGCACUGUUUUUAUUUCAGCAAGGACAGUUGUUUGGACUUCGACCUGCCCAGAAUCCUGAAGGCCCUGACCCCAGUCUAAGAUGUAAAGACAGGCCAUAGCAUAGUUCAGAUGAGACAGAGCUCAGGAUCAUAGUUACUUAUUAUUAAUGUGUGUGCUUUCAGAUUAUUCCUGUUCUCCCUGGCUAUUGAAUUGUGGCUGAAACUGGUUGUUUGUAACAUAAAGGUGACAUUACUUGCAUGAAUGGAGUAGUUGCCCACUUAGAAAUGGUACUAGUUCUUUUUCUUACAAUAAUUGUAAUUUCAACAUGGAAAACAGAUUGUUUUAAA